Molecule: messenger RNA, 558 nt
Organism: Leptidea sinapis
Lineage: Eukaryota; Metazoa; Arthropoda; Insecta; Lepidoptera; Pieridae
Gene: Uccr
Product: cytochrome b-c1 complex subunit 7-like
Exons: 3
Coding region: 136-465 (109 amino acids)
Biological process (GO): mitochondrial electron transport, ubiquinol to cytochrome c
Source: RefSeq, a predicted model, not a curated record
UUUAGCUCUGAAUUUUCGAUCUUUCACUUGGUUUGGGAAAAUAGCGUUCGAUAUUCAUCACACUGUGUUUUCAGAUUUGGAUUUUAAAUUCUGUGGUCUGUUUUCUCAAAACAGUGUAACACUAUUUUGUAAAUUAUGGCCCUUAGAACUACUAGAGUUCUGUAUAACAACAGUUUGAAGAAAUGGUGUUACAACCUCUCCGGAUUUAACAAAUACGGUCUAGUCCGUGAUGACUUGCUGUAUGAAAAUGAAGAUGUUAAAGAAGCUCUACGUCGCCUUCCUGACCAUGUAGUUGAUGAACGUAAUUUCCGUUUAAUUCGGGCUAUCCAAUUAUCUUUACAAAAAACUAUACUACCUAAAGAAGAAUGGACAAAAUUUGAAGAAGAUAAACUAUAUCUUACACCUAUUGUUAAACAAGUAAAGAAGGAACGGGCAGAACGUGAGAAUUGGGAGAAAGAAUAUUAAAAUUAUAUCAUAGAAUAAUUAGUUUAUUUAUUUUAAAAUAGUUAAAACUAUGUGCACUUUUAUUUGUCAAUAAAACAACUGUUCAUUUUCAAA